ACAAUGGCCGUUUCAACCACUUUCUCCGCUGCCAAAUUGGAGUCUAUUUUCCUCAAAUCUUCCUCUUCAAGGGCAUUAUCGUCCACUAACAACCAUGUAUCACUUCUCCCAAAACCCAGAACCACCUUCAUUCAAAAAGGGAUUAUUCGAUGUGAUGCUCAAAAUUCUGAUGCUCAAAGUAAUGCUACCACCCUCUCUGCUCUUGAACAGCUCAAAACUUCUGCAGCUGAUAGGUAUACAAAGGAAAGGAGCAGCAUUGUCGUCAUUGGGCUCAGUGUGCACACGGCUCCAGUGGAAAUGCGUGAAAAACUUGCCAUUCCAGAAGCUGAGUGGCCUAGAGCUAUUGCAGAGCUGUGCAGUCUCAAUCAUAUUGAAGAAGCAGCUGUUCUGAGUACCUGCAACCGAAUGGAGAUAUAUGUCGUCGCCCUAUCCCAACACCGUGGUGUGAAAGAGGUCAUGGAAUGGAUGUCAAAAACAAGUUCCAUUCCUGUUUCAGAGCUUUGUGAGCAUCGGUUCUUACUUUACAACAAAGAUGCCACACAGCAUCUUUUUCAAGUAUCAGCAGGUCUUGAGUCUCUAGUAUUGGGGGAGGGUCAAAUCCUUGCUCAGGUUAAGCAAGUUGUCAAAGUUGGACAAGGAGUUAAUGGCUUUGGAAGAAACAUUAGUGGACUAUUCAAGCAUGCAAUAACUGUCGGAAAAAGGGUUAGAGCGGAGACUAAUAUUGCUGCUGGGGCAGUUUCUGUGAGUUCAGCCGCUGUUGAAUUGGCCUAUAUGAAACUACCUCGUGCCUCACACGAUAAUGCCAGGAUGCUGGUUAUCGGUGCUGGGAAGAUGGGAAAGCUAGUAAUCAAACAUUUGGUUGCGAAAGGUUGCACAAGGAUGGUUGUUGUCAAUAGAACUGAGGAGAGAGUUGCUGCAAUACGCGAUGAACUGAGGGAUAUUGAAAUAAUUUACAAACCUCUUUCAGAAAUGCACUCCUGUGCCAGUGAAGCAGAUGUAGUUUUCACCAGUACAGCAUCAGAAACCCCAUUAUUCAUGAAAGAGAAUGUCAAAGACCUUCCUCCUGCAAGUCAAGAUGUCGGAGGCCGUCGUCUUUUCAUUGACAUUUCUGUUCCUCGAAACGUUGGUUCAUGUGUCUCAGAUAUUGAAUCUGCACGAGUUUACAAUGUUGAUGAUCUUAAAGAGGUUGUGGCUGCCAACAAAGAGGAUCGGCUAAGAAAAGCAAUGGAAGCGCAAGCAAUCAUUGGUGAAGAGUUAAAACAAUUUGAAGCUUGGAGGGACUCGCUGGAAACUGUUCCUACCAUUAAAAAAUUGAGAGCCUAUGCUGAAAGGAUCAGGGCUGCUGAGCUUGAGAAAUGCUUAGGUAAGAUGGGCGAUGGUAUCCCAAAGAAGACACGGAAAGCUGUGGAUGAUCUUAGUCGGGGUAUUGUGAAUAGGUUACUUCACGGUCCAAUGCAACAUUUAAGGUGUGACGGGAGUGACAGCCGAACUCUAACCGAGACCCUUGAGAACAUGCAUGCUUUGAAUAGAAUGUUCAGCCUUGAGACCGAAAUAGCUGUCUUGGAGCAAAAGAUUCGAGCGAAGGUCGAACAAAACCAGAAGUGAGAUGGAUCCAACACCAAUUUUCAUUGAGAAUACACAUUUAUUUACUUCAUUAGAAUAAGAGAAAACACUCUCACCAUUUUAUGAUUUAAAAUCGUGUAUAUUUAGUUGCAUAGUUGAAACAGUAGAAGUCUCGGUUGAACCUCAAUUGAUCGCUGUGUUUAUGCGUCUGCUAGACCAAACUUGGUUGGGUUUUGGCUUAUGUGUUUGCACAUCCAUCUGGUUUUGUAUUUAUACCAAAUUGAAGAUGUUUUUAUGAGCUUUGUAUUUACCACGAAUAAUAUUCGCCUAAAAAUAUACCGGUUAUUAUAGACAGAUUACUUUUC
This is a messenger RNA of Cicer arietinum (chickpea), 1928 nucleotides long. Its product is annotated as glutamyl-tRNA reductase 1, chloroplastic-like. NCBI's taxonomy places the organism in Eukaryota, Viridiplantae, Streptophyta, Magnoliopsida, Fabales, Fabaceae. The record is from RefSeq and is a predicted model, not a curated record. Gene Ontology annotation, biological process: tetrapyrrole biosynthetic process. Gene Ontology annotation, molecular function: NADP binding; glutamyl-tRNA reductase (NADP+) activity.